AUGUCACAGAAGCAAAGUACGAAUCAGAAUCAAAAUGGCACGCAUCAGCCACAACCAGUAAAGAAUCAACGAACUAAUAAUGCUGCUGGCGCCAAUUCCGGCCAGCAGCCACAGCAACAGAGUCAAGGCCAGUCUCAACAGCAGGGGAGGUCCAAUGGUCCGUUUUCGGCGUCAGACUUGAAUAGAAUUGUCCUAGAGUACCUGAAUAAAAAGGGAUACCACCGUACAGAGGCCAUGCUGAGAGCCGAGAGUGGACGUACACUAACACCUCAAAACAAACAAUCACCAGCAAAUACUAAAACAGGUAAAUUUCCUGAACAAUCAUCAAUUCCUCCGAACCCCGGGAAGACAGCUAAACCCAUAAGCAAUCCAACUAAUUUGUCAUCCAAGAGAGAUGCAGAAGGUGGUAUAGUAUCUAGCGGGCGACUAGAAGGGCUCAACGCACCUGAAAAUUAUAUACGUGCAUAUUCAAUGUUGAAAAACUGGGUAGAUUCGUCGCUGGAAAUUUACAAGCCGGAACUAAGCUACAUCAUGUACCCAAUAUUCAUUUAUUUAUUUUUAAAUUUGGUGGCCAAAAAUCCUGUUUACGCCCGUCGUUUCUUUGAUAGAUUUUCUCCCGAUUUUAAGGACUUCCAUGGCUCAGAAAUUAAUAGACUUUUCAGUGUCAAUUCUAUAGAUCACAUCAAGGAAAAUGAGGUCGCAAGUGCUUUCCAAUCUCACAAGUACAGAAUUACUAUGUCUAAAACCACUUUAAAUCUUCUCUUAUAUUUUUUGAAUGAAAAUGAGAGUAUUGGAGGUUCAUUAAUAAUUAGUGUAAUAAAUCAGCACCUAGAUCCAAAUAUUGUAGAAUCAGUAACCGCAAGGGAAAAAUUGGCUGAUGGAAUAAAAGUUCUCAGUGAUAGUGAAAACGGAAAUGGUAAACAAAAUUUAGAAAUGAAUUCUGUUCCUGUCAAGCUGGGACCUUUCCCAAAAGACGAGGAGUUUGUUAAGGAGAUUGAAACUGAAUUGAAAAUUAAGGAUGAUCAAGAGAAACAACUAAAUCAACAAACUGCAGGUGACAAUUACAGUGGAGCCAACAAUAGAACCUUAUUGCAAGAAUAUAAAGCUAUGAAUAACGAAAAAUUUAAGGAUAAUACUGGCGACGAUGAUAAAGACAAAAUUAAAGAUAAAAUCGCCAAAGAUGAGGAAAAAAAAGAGAGCGAAUUGAAGGUGGAUGGUGAAAAAAAAGACAGCAAUUUAUCUUCGCCAGCACGUGAUAUUUUACCUUUACCACCAAAGACGGCACUAGAUUUGAAGUUGGAGAUUCAGAAGGUCAAGGAAUCUCGUGAUGCCAUCAAACUAGAUAAUUUACAGUUGGCCUUACCAAGCGUGUGCAUGUAUACAUUCCAAAACACAAAUAAAGACAUGUCAUGUUUAGAUUUCAGUGAUGAUUGUAGGAUAGCGGCUGCUGGCUUUCAAGACAGUUAUAUCAAGAUCUGGUCACUCGACGGCUCAUCACUUAAUAAUCCUAACAUCGCGUUAAAUAACAACGACAAGGAUGAAGACCCAACGUGUAAAACUUUGGUGGGGCACAGUGGUACAGUAUAUUCAACAAGUUUCAGUCCGGAUAAUAAGUAUUUACUUUCUGGUUCUGAAGAUAAAACCGUCAGGCUAUGGUCCAUGGAUACUCACACCGCGCUAGUAAGCUAUAAGGGCCAUAAUCACCCUGUGUGGGAUGUUAGUUUCUCCCCGCUAGGCCAUUAUUUCGCCACUGCAUCGCACGACCAAACCGCAAGGUUAUGGUCAUGCGAUCACAUAUAUCCAUUAAGAAUAUUUGCAGGACAUUUAAAUGAUGUUGAUUGUGUGUCAUUUCAUCCGAACGGUUGCUAUGUGUUUACGGGAUCCAGCGAUAAGACGUGUCGAAUGUGGGACGUUUCUACAGGCGACUCGGUUAGGUUAUUUCUUGGACAUACUGCGCCCGUCAUUUCUAUUGCUGUUUGUCCAGAUGGUAGGUGGUUGUCCACUGGUAGCGAAGAUGGUAUUAUUAAUGUAUGGGAUAUUGGUACCGGCAAAAGGUUGAAACAAAUGCGUGGCCAUGGUAAGAAUGCCAUUUAUUCCUUAUCAUAUAGCAAAGAGGGAAACGUACUUAUUAGUGGAGGUGCCGAUCAUACAGUCCGUGUAUGGGAUUUGAAAAAGGCCACUACUGAGCCAAGCGCAGAACCAGAUGAGCCAUUCAUUGGAUACUUGGGUGACGUUACUGCAUCUAUAAACCAAGAUAUAAAAGAAUAUGGUCGCAGAAGAACAGUAAUACCUACAAGCGAUUUAGUAGCGUCGUUCUACACCAAAAAGACGCCUGUUUUUAAGGUCAAGUUCAGCAGAAGCAAUUUAGCCCUUGCAGGAGGUGCUUUCAGGCCAUAA
Messenger RNA from Saccharomyces cerevisiae S288C, 2397 nucleotides. It is a transcript of the gene TAF5, whose product is annotated as chromatin modification protein. The record is from RefSeq and is marked reviewed. The coding region runs from base 1 to 2397 and encodes 798 amino acids. The transcript has a single exon. Gene Ontology annotation, cellular component: nucleus. NCBI's taxonomy places the organism in Eukaryota, Fungi, Ascomycota, Saccharomycetes, Saccharomycetales, Saccharomycetaceae.